GGGACGAGGAAGAAGAGAACAGGAAAGUUAAAUAAGAACACACAGUGAGAUACCAAAUUUGUAAGAAAGCUUGUAGCUGUGGAGAAGAAGAUGAACGUGAUGUCCCUCUCGCCAGCGAGUUACAGAUACCCAAAUUAUGAGAUUCGAUUGCGAGGGAAGCCUGAAGGCAAUUGCAGCUUCAUGGUUCCUAUCAAGAAGAGGAGAGAUUGGUUCAGAAUCAGCUGUCAGGUAGCAAGGAACGAGAGCAGCAGAAAUAAUAAUGAUACUAAUGUAUCGUUGAGCUCGAGGAACCGGAUGGAAGAAUACAACACUGCCAUGAAAAGGAUGAUGCGGAAUCCAUAUGAGUAUCACCAUGAUCUGGGUAUGAACUACACGCUGAUCACCGAUGAUGUUAUCGUGGGCUCCCAGCCUCAGAAGCCUGAAGACAUUGAUCAUUUGAAAGGUGAGGAGAAUGUUGCCUACAUUCUGAAUUUGCAGCAGGACAAGGAUGUGGAGUUUUGGGGUAUUGACCUGCAGUCCAUCGUAAAAAGGUGUCGAGAGCUUGGAGUCCGUCACAUGAGAAGGCCUGCUGUAGACUUCAACCCUGAUUCAUUGCGGAGCAUACUUCCCAAGGCUGUUUCGUCUUUGGAAUGGGCCGUCUCUGAGGGCAAAGGGAGAGUUUAUGUUCAUUGCACUGCUGGACUCGGCAGAGCCCCUGCUGUCACAGUUGCUUACAUGUUCUGGUUCUGUGACAUGAAUCUGAACGCAGCAUACGAUGCAUUAACAUCAAAGAGGCCAUGCGGACCUAAUAAGAGAUCCAUAAGAGGAGCCACGUAUGAUUUGGCAAAGAAUGAUUCCUGGAAGGAACCAUUUGAUAAUCUUCCAGAAGAUGCUUUUGAAGAUGUAUCUGACUGGGAAAGGAAGUUGAUUAAGGACAAGGUCCGUUCUCUCCGUGGAACUUGACUCCCUCAACACUCAAUACCUUAGGACGCAGGUGAGUAUAUCCCGAAGUUACUAAAGAGAGAACAAAGCAGUAGUCAAAGCCUUUCGGCGCAAGAGAGCUUGCAAUGUCUUUACUGUAUGUACCCUUGAGAAUAGAGAAGCAUAUUCAUAUAAGCAAGUAUGCUGCAGUCGGAAAGUCGGCUUGAAUAAUAAAGGAAGGCAGGCAUAACAAGAGGGCAAAUGGCCUUGUGGGUUCCUACCAUUAAAAGAGCCCGAGGUACUAUAUCAACUAUGAGCGAAAAGGAGUGAUGAAAUCAGAGAACCCUUUUGGCAUUGCUGCCUUGUAUACUCCAAUUC
This is a messenger RNA of Linum tenue, 1278 nucleotides long. The record is from the annotation of a GenBank genome assembly. NCBI's taxonomy places the organism in Eukaryota, Viridiplantae, Streptophyta, Magnoliopsida, Malpighiales, Linaceae.